Messenger RNA from Esox lucius (northern pike), 1723 nucleotides. RefSeq names its product alanine and arginine-rich domain-containing protein. The transcript is spliced from 2 exons. The record is from RefSeq and is a predicted model, not a curated record. NCBI's taxonomy places the organism in Eukaryota, Metazoa, Chordata, Actinopteri, Esociformes, Esocidae. The coding region runs from base 163 to 690 and encodes 175 amino acids.
UACUGAUAGGAGACAGGACAGAAGGAUGUGGACGUAGUGAAGCAGACAAAUCCUUUUCCAGGCAACACUGUACCUUGCUACAGCCGAGAGAAGCUUUGACUGAACAUCGAUUCUAUUAGAACACAGAUUGUUUUUUUCGCCCCAAUUCUAAAACAGAGUCUGAUGAUGAUGGAAGUAAUCCUGACUAGACUGAGAGACUUCUCCUGUAAGAACGUCACCUUUGACACCUGUAAUACAGCCCGGGCCAUUGGGUUCAAGGACCUGCCACCGACCAACAGAGGCUCCUGUCCAAGAGAAGCAGUCCAGACAGAGAGCUGCAUGGCCGGAGGAGAGGGCAGUGGCCUCUACAAACUGGACAUUGAGAGUGCACUGGCCUGGCUGCGCAGGGAACUGAUAGAGAUGCGCUCCCAGGACCAGGCCCUGGUACGACAGCUGAUGGACCUUCACGCGGGCAUCCAAGAGCUUAAAUUGGAGUGUGCGGAGGCAGAUGAGGAGGAGGAAGAAGCGGAAGAGGAUACAGAGGAGGAAGGCAGCUGGGACUUUGGGAGUGAGGCAGGGGGCAGUGGUAGUAGUGUUGACUCUAGUUCAGGAGAAGGCUUCUAUAUAUCCUCUCUGUCAAGCAGAAUUAACCCACCUCCUCUGGGGUCCCUGCCUAAAAGAGCAUUCAACAGAAGAAGCUCGAUGCCUUAAUAAAACCAUGAACUGUACUCUAUUAAGAGCCGACCAUUGUUUUCCUAUGGUCGACGUGUAGGUCAAUAUCCCGGUCUAAUGACAUAAUAUAAUGUAUUGUAUUGCAACGACAAAUCACACAAGCAUGUUUCAGUGUUUACAACACCCGUCUUCAGACACUGAUUCAAAUAAUUCAAAACAAAGCCACUUUUUAAAGGCUGCGACAGAUUCCCUAUAGAUUUUUAAAGAUUAUACAUUUGAUUGAUGUCUUAGAUGGACCUGAAGCAAUCAUAUUUGCGUAAUGUGUUAUUAAUAACUUUAAAAUAAUGUCGGUGUACACACAUUUGUGUGCGUGUGAAAUUAAAAUGUAGUGUUUCUCGUGAGACAAAAGACAGACUGCAGAGUUUACAAUUUCUUAUUAAGGUCCGUAACUUUUAAACUCUAACUAGAUGGAAGAAACAACCUAAGCUAUCAUUGUUAAAAUGACCUCACAGCAUCCAUGAGAGCAUAACCAUUACUUAAUACUGUAUUAGUGGAGUGUAGAGUCUGAGUGACUUACCGCCUGUAAAAUAUUAAAUCCACCGGGACGCCAUUUUGAUACUCCUCCUUUGUAAAAAGGGUUUUUUGGAAGCUGUAGAAAUUAGCAUUGAUUCAUGUUGAAAUACAUUUUUUGACAAGUAUAUUAUAUUACUGGUGGCUUAAUAAUUUUAAUUAUUGCAAUGGCCUCAAUGGAUCAUAAAUAUGAGAUGAUCAAGAAGACUGUUGGUCAAUAAGACUUCUAGGAUUGGCAGACAGCUAAUAUGUCAGGCCAGACCUUGUGAAACCACAAGUACUGAUAAAGGUGAUCUAAUAAAACACACACACACACAACAUCAGAAACAUAUCCACACAUCACUGGGAAGUGGGUAAAAUUAAAACAUCUAUGAAUACCUAUUUAGUAUUUAUAGAGUACCAACUGUAUUUUACAGUCUCUGCUAUGACAAAGUUGUACAACCCCAUUUCCAAUAAAGUUGUGACUGCGGAAAAUGCUAAUAAAAACAGAAUGCAAUGAUGU